GCUACAACCUGGACCGUCCUGAGCCAUCCUGAUUUAUUUACAUGGCUCUCAUGCUAGUCCUUGUUUGAAGACCGUCGCAUCUUGCCGCCAAGAUGCUUCUCUCACUCUUUCUUCUCGUGUUUUCUACGCCCUUGUUGGCCUCUGCUUCCACUCACCACCACGAUCAUUCCAAACACUCCCACCUCCACGGUUCUCACAAACGGAGCGACCAUGGCUCCCUUGAAGAAGCGCGAGAGCUACUGGCCCGAGGCCAAGCUGCCAUGGCCCGCGCAAACCAUGCCAUUGUCUCUAACCCCCGGCCUAACCGCCUCGAGGUGCUGAACUCUACUGAGCUGUCCAGGGCUCGGAAGCCGCCGCCGCUGCUUGAUUACAGUAGCAACGCUACGGCCUCUUCGCUAAAAUUCAGACGUGGUGAUGGCGCCAGCGGCAACGGGACUGAGGAAGACAUGCGCUACACAGUGCCAGACGAGCUCAUCGAGGCCGCCCGCCUUCUCUCCGAGAACUGGAGCCCGUUCGACGAGGACAUGGGUUAUGACGCUGCUGCCGCCGUUGUCGAUCUUCAGACCAGGUUCAAAAUCAAGGUCAACGACACCAACAUGAUGCCUCCUAUGCUCCAGUACGGCUCGGGUCUCAUGGCCCCCGUCGAAGAGCCGCCCUCGGCCUUCCGCUAUUCCGACAACUCAUCUGACCUCGUAGAGCCUACGCACAAGGACCAGAGCGGUCAAGGCCCGCAGAAGAGAGCUGCAAGUGACUGGUGGAUGUCGUCCAUGGACCAGAGAGGGUUCAGCCCCUUUGCGCCCUCCGGCUACGAAGUCUGGAGAAACGUCAAGGACUUUGGCGCCAAGGGUGAUGGCAAAGCCGACGACACUGAUGCCAUUAACAAAGCCAUCUCGAGCGGUGGACGAUGUGGCGGUGGCACUUGUACAGGCAGCACCAUCUACCCAGCAACAGUGUACUUCCCCCCAGGAACGUACAAAGUCAGCUCGUCCAUUAUCCAGUACUAUAACACGGAAAUCAUCGGCAACCCCCUUGACCUUCCUACGAUUAUCGCGGCUCCAAGUUUCGUCGGCCUGGGUGUCAUCAGUUCCAACGUAUACACGGGUGAAACCUCGCAAUGGUAUCUCAACCAAAACAACUUCCUCCGCAGCGUCCGCAACAUGAUUGUCGAUAUUCGUCCAACUCCUGCGGCAGCUCAGGUUUGUGGCAUUCAUUGGCAGGUCGCUCAAGGAACGUCUCUCGAAAACGUCCACUUUUACAUGGUCAAGCCCAAGGACGACCCUUCCACUACUCAGCAGGGAAUCUACAUGGAGAAUGGCAGCGGCGGUUUCCUGUCCGACUUGUAUUUUGUCGGCGGUAAAUUUGGCGCAUACAUGGGUAACCAACAGUUCACGGCCAGCGGUCUCUUUUUCCAAGACGCCCAGACGGCCAUCCAGAUCCACUGGGACUGGGGAUGGACCAUGCAGGACAUUGUCGUGGACAAUUGUGACGUCGGCUUCACCAUUGUCGGCGGCGCUGGCGGUCCCAUGAGCACCGGCCAGGGCAUCGGCUCGCUCCUCUUGACGGAUCUGCGCAUGCACUAUGUCAAGCUGGCCAUCUCGACGUCCGUGAUGUCGGACAACUCGACGGCUCUCCUGCUGAGCAACUCCGGCUUCUACAACGUCGACACCAUCGUGAAGGAUACGACCCAGAACAAGGUGUUGAUCGCUGGCGGUACCGGAACAAAGGACGUUGCCUCCUGGGGCUUCGGCAGAGUCACCUACGCCGACGGCACGACAAAGUUCCUCAACGGCGCAGCGCUCGACGCACCAGUUCGGGACUCUUCCCUCGUCACCGGAGGCCGCAAGCAGUUCUUCACGAGACGCCGUCCCAAGUAUGAUGAUCUUGGGCGCAGUGAGAUCAUAGAUGCCAAGGCCAAAGGAGCUCGUGGUGACGGCAAGACUGACGACACGGCCGUCCUCAACUACAUCUUUUCCGCCGCCGCCAACAUGUCGGCCGUCGUCUACCUGCCGUUUGGAGUCUAUCUGAUCAAGGACACGAUCGAGAUACCCGUUGGGUCUCGCAUCAUCGGACAGGCCUGGCCUCAGAUCAUGGCCACGGGGCCCAAGUUUGAAAAUGCACUCAAGCCUCGCGUCGCGGUGCGCGUCGGUCGGCCUGGGCAAGCUGGCGUCAUCGAGGUCCAGUCCGUCAUGUUCACCGUCAAAGGCGCCACAGCCGGUGCCGUUAUGAUGGAGUGGAAUGUACACGAAACGAUUCAGGGUUCGGCGGGUCUAUGGGACGCCCAUUUCCGUGUCGGCGGCGCGGCUGGCACCGACCUCACCGUCAAGGACUGCCCCAAACUGACGGGCAAGGUCAACGAGAAAUGCAUUGCCGCAUCCCUGAUGCUGCACUUGACCGCCCAGUCCUCGGCAUAUCUCGAAAACGUGUGGAUGUGGACGGCUGACCACGACUUUGAUACGCCGGACCAAGCCCAGAUGGACGUUUACGUCGGUAGAGGCAUGCUCGUCGAGAGCAAGGGCCCGACGUGGCUCUGGGGCACUUCGGUCGAGCACUGCGUGCUGUAUCAGUAUCAACUGACCGGUGCCGAGAACAUCGUCAUGGGCCUCAUCCAGACCGAGUCCCCUUACUUCCAAUCCGUUCCAACGGCCCCCGCCCCCUUCAAGCCAGGCGCGUUCCCCGACGAUCCUGCGUUCCAAGAUUGCUCCUCGAAAUCCAAAACAUGCGGCGUCUCGUGGGCAGUUCGCAUCAUCGAUUCCUCGGCGAUCCACGUCCUCAGUGCCGGUCUGUACUCGUUCUUCUCUCGCUACGACCAGGCGUGUAUAAACUCGGGCCGCCACGACUGCCAGGACAAGAUCUUUUACACGGAGCAGAGCUUCGACGUAUGGGUCUAUAAUCUCGUUACUCUCGGCAGUAUUGAGAUGAUCAGUCCCCUCAACGGCGACCCCACGCUGGGCAAGCCGAACAGAAACGGCUUCGCUUCCUCCAUUCUUGCCUGGCUCGGCGGCGCAAAACAGGUCACCGGCAAGCGGAACUUUGUGGGCUACAAGGUCCACGCCGACGACACGAUAGGCUUGAGCGUCUUUCCGGAGGCUUGCAGGAAUGCCCUCACAGCUCUCGUGCGAUGCGAUAAUAACACGCGGGAGUGGAAACGCGCCGAAUAUCAUGGCAUCAUGCCCAAAGAAGUUGACGUCGCCUCAGUCUGCGACGCCGGCUGUGCUCAAUCCAUCUCGGACUGGUUAAAGGCCGUUGAUACGUACUGUACUGGCUUGACGUGGGAGGACGGCACAAGCCCUGGUAUUUUGGGUUCGUUCAUCUCGUACGGCAUCAACGAAACAUGUCAGACUGACAAGAAGAGCGGCAAGUACUGCAAUGAUAUCAUUGCCUCGUUUAGUGACGUAGAGAGCAUCAAGGAUAUGCCCACCAGCGAGCUCUGCUCCGAUUGUUAUGUCAACCGACUCAAGAUGAUGCAGGCCAGCCCCUACUCCAUCUACUGGAAGCAGCCAUACUACCAGGAAGCCCUCAAAGCCGCGGUGUCGGGGUGUUCCUUGAGUUCGCAACCCACUACGACGAAGGGCUCUCCCUUUCCGGAAAUCACCAAAGAAGCCGGUCUUUGUCUCUCGAAUGUGAAAUACACAACGCAGUCCGACGACACUUGCGACUCGUUGGCUGUCAAGUAUGGCGUCUCGUCGGCAGCCAUCUUCAGCGGCAACCCGGACAUCCUAGACUGUUACGACGUGGUUGCGGGCGUUUCCAUCUGUAUGCCUCUUCAGUGCAAGACAUAUAAGAUCGCGGCCACCGACGACUGCCUGGGCAUCGCGGCCACUACAGGUGUAAGUCGUGAGAUGAUCCUCAAUCUCAACCCCUGGAUCGACGUGGGCUGCGGGAACCUCCAGUCCGCCUCGCAGACUGUCGGCGGCGUCAUUUGUAUCUCACCUCCCGGCGGAAACUACGAGCAAGAGGGAACCAAGGACGAUGCCAACCCGGCGUACCCUGAGUUCGCAGCGGAAGCCGUCAAGCCUCCGAGCGGCGCUGUCCUCGCCGACGGCACGACUACGAAGUGUGGGAAGUGGCACAAGGUGAGCAAGGGGGAAGACUGUGCCCAGGUGCUGGCUCGCUAUCACGUCAGUCUCGACACGUUCCUGCUCGCCAACCCAUCAGUCUCACGAGACAACUGUACGAGCGACCUCGCCAUAGGGCUCACGUACUGCGCCAACCCGACGGCGAACUUCCUCGCAACCGGGGCCGAGAUUCCAAAGCACUGGCGCUUCGGAUGCUACGCCCGCAACGCGACGACGGCUCUGGAACCAGUGCUGCGACAGGCCGAGAUCAGCCACGAGAGUCUGAUGACGCUGCUCGCGUGCAAAGUGUACUGUCGCUCGCAGAACUUCAACGUCUUUGGCCUCCAGGGCGGCGACACCUGCCUGUGCGACACGCGGCUGCGGAUGGACAGCCAGCUCCUGGCCGACACCAAGUGCCAGACCAAGUGCAACGGGAACAGCUCCGACUCUUGCGGAGGCACCGGAGCCGUCGAGGUGUACGGGCUCGACCCCGUGCUGCUCGUCGAGUCGGUCAGUCUCGGAUGCUUCGUGCAAGCCGCCUCGCAGCGCCUCGUCUUGGGCGGGAAGACGGUCGACGAGAAGACCAUGUGGGUGUACCAAUGCGGCAGCAUAUGCACCACGGCCGGCUACGGUUUCUUCUCGCUCGGUGAGGGGACGGUGUGUACGUGUGGCUCAGAGCUGGCGGCGUCUCCCAAGAGCGCCCCGAUGACUGAGUGCAAUGUUGGAUGCGGCAACGGUCUCGGAUACACCUGCGGCGGCAAGGGACGCGUUGAGAUCUUCCGCACCAAAUCUGACGGGACAAAGAGCACUACCAGAGAGACGGCUCCUCUUCCCGCGUACGAGCACAUUGGAUGCUACAGCACUGCAAAGUCAGGCGUUCUCGGGCUCUCCCACUCGCUGACGGAAGCCGGACUCGGCAUGACCAUCGAGUACUGCGCCGAGUACUGUCUCCUCGCGCAGGGCCAGCCGCUGUUUGGCCUGGAGGGCACCACCUGUCGCUGUGGCUCACGACUGGACGUUGGAACUGAGGGACGGCCUGCGACUGACUGUUCCGCUCCUUGCGUUGGUAAUGGCACGCAGGCCUGCGGUGGUGAGAGCCUCCUCAACGUCUUCGGCGCCAGCGGAGCCCGCAGUCGACCUCUCUCGUAUAGCCUCGUCGGCUGUUACUCACGCCAUCCAGGUCGUACUAGCUGGGGCGCUGCCCAAGACUCGACGGCCGUUAGGGACCUCACCAUCGAGCGGUGUGCCUCUGAGUGCACUCGCCGGUUCGAGGGGAGCGAGGUCGUCUUCUCUGUUGACGGAGGCGACAGGUGCAACUGCGCGCUGUCUUUAGCCGACGACCUUCUUGGACCGGUUGCUAGCAAGGCUGACUGCAACGUUCCUUGCGCUGGGGAUCCCGAGGCAUGGUGCGGCGGAGAGACUGCUGGGAACGUGUACCGCGCAUGGCCGUGAUGCCCUCUGCAGGCGGUAGAACCUUUUUUUUAUUUCCACCGUCACUAGGAUACCUUUAAUAGAAGAAGAACGACGGCGCCGAGCUUGGAUUGGCUGGCAGCUUCUUGAUUCAUCCUGCCUGACUGCCUUGAGACUUAGACCUAGAUCAGAUAUAAGACUCGUGAUGCCAGUUUUCCAUCCGUUUCGAGUAGCAGAUCCACAACUUUUCGU
Ilyonectria robusta is the source of this 5717-nucleotide messenger RNA. Its product is annotated as pectate lyase superfamily protein-domain-containing protein. The record is from RefSeq and is a predicted model, not a curated record. Gene Ontology annotation, cellular component: plasma membrane. The transcript is spliced from 10 exons. NCBI's taxonomy places the organism in Eukaryota, Fungi, Ascomycota, Sordariomycetes, Hypocreales, Nectriaceae. Bases 93 to 5507 code for a protein of 1804 amino acids.